AUGCCGGGUCAGCCAGAUAACCGCCCUGCCCCAGAUCCCCAGUGGGACACAGGAAGCACCCAGAGGAAGACAGGCGAGAGACAGAUAGGUGAGAGACAGACAGGCAGGGAGACAGGUGAGAACGUUCUCCACGUGAGAGACGCAGACACACAGAAUAAGAUCUUCCACGCCUUGGAGCUGCAGUUUGGCAAGCGCUACCCCUGUUCUAAGAUCUAUGGCGAUGGGAACGCGGUGCCUCGAAUCCUGAAGUUCCUCCAGGCCAUCGACCUGGACGAGCCCCUCCAGAAGACCUUCUGCUUCCCCCCGGUGAAGGAGUGCUUCUCCCAGGACAUAGACCACAUCCUGGAGACCCAGAGUGCCCUGGCCGUGGACCUGGGGGGCACCAACCUAAGGGUGGCCAUCAUCUGCAUGAGGGGCGAGGUGCUAAGGAAGUACACUCAGCCCAACCCAAAGAUGUUUGAGCCCAGGAUGGAGCUGAUGUUGAAGAUGUGUGCUGAUGCGCUGUGCGACGCUGUCAAACUCAACUGUAGGAUCCUGGGAGUGGGAGUGUCCACAGGGGGGCGUGUGAAUCCCCAGGAGGGGGUGAUCCUCCACUCCACCAAGCUCAUCCAGCAGUGGUCUUCUGUGGACCUGCGCACGCCCCUCUCCGACGCCCUGCGCCUUCCCGUCUGGGUCGACAACGACGGCAACUGUGCCGCGCUCGCCGAGAGGAAGUUCGGCCACGGGAAGGGCGUGGAGAACUUUGUCACGGUCAUCACCGGCACCGGUAUAGGAGGAGGCAUCGUGCAGCAUAACGAGCUGGUGCACGGCAGCAGCUUCUGCGCGGCGGAGCUGGGUCACAUCAUGGUGUCUCUGGAAGGGCCGGAGUGCAGCUGUGGCAGCCGGGGCUGCAUCGAGGCCUACGCCUCCGGCAUGGCUCUGCAGCGUGAGGCCAAGAGGCUGCACGACGAGGAUCUCCUGAAGGUGGAGGGGAUGGAUCUGAAGAUCGAUGAGCCGGUCACGGCCGUCCACCUCAUCAACGCUGCCAGGAUAGGGAACUCUAAAGCAGACCAGGUCCUCAGAACAGCCGGCCUGGCCCUGGGUGUUGGCAUUGUAAACAUCCUGCACAUGGUGAACCCAUCGCUGGUGAUCCUGUCUGGGGUGCUGGCCAGCCACUACCAGGCCACGGUCCAGCAGAUCAUCUCCCAGAGGGCCCUCCCCUCCACACGCACCAUCCAGGUCCUGACCUCUGACCUGGCCGAGCCUGCUUUGCUGGGGGCUGCUAGCAUGGUGCUGGAUUACACCACACGACGUACCUACUAGGACUACAACUCCCUACACCACACGACGUACCUACUAGGACUACAACUCCCUACACCACACAACGUACCUACUAGGACUACAACUCCCUACACCACACGACGUACCUACCAGGACUACAACUCCCUACACCACACGACGUACCUACUAGGACUACAACUCCCUACACCACACGACGUACCUACCAGGACUACAACUCCCUACACCACACGACGUACCUACUAGGACUACAACUCCCUACACCACACGACGUACCUACUAGGACUACAACUCCCUACACCACACAACGUACCUACUAGGACUACAACUCCCUACACCACACGACGUACCUACCAGGACUACAACUCCCUACACCACACGACGUACCUACUAGGACUACAACUCCCUACACCACACGACGAACCAAGUAGGACUACAACUCCCUACACCACACAACGUACCUACUAGAACUACAACUCCCUACACCACACGACGUACCUACAAGGACUACAACUCAACGCCUCACGGCGCCCUAAUGCAGACCAACCAUUUAAGACAGCUCAAAUGUGCCUUUUACAGGUCUCCAAGUUCAAGACAGUCUUUAAUAUAGUAUUAUCAUUAUUAUUUUGUUUUAGUGGGAAUGCAGUUUUUUAGGAUGAUUUUUAGCCGAGCAACAAAUCACAUUGCGCUGUCUCUGAUUGGCCAAAGUGAGAGUGGCUGCGAGACCAAAUUCAUGUUUCUAGAAGCUGUCUUGACAUUUCUGUUGCUUGAAUAUGUCAUCCAACCAUUCUAUUAGAACCUCAGCAUGAUGAUGUUGUUUCGAUAGCGUGGGGUGUGUAACCACGACAACGUACAUAAGUGAUCGCAAACUGGAAACCAAGAUGGGGUUUCUUUUGAAUGUGACUGUGUAUUGAUCUGUAUUAAUCAACCAUUAGUGAAACCUUUACUACGCUAUUUAAUUGACGGGGACCCUAACAAUUUUUUUUUGUAUUUUUGUCGCCUUUCAGAAUGUUGAACUUACGAGGGGGAAAAAAUCUACUUUGACUAAAUUCAACAUUCCUUCCAGUCUUUUUUUCUCCUUCUACCCUAUCACUCGACUCCUUCUCUAACUGAAAUUUCAAACACUGCUGAGAGGAAUGUUGACUUUCUCUCCUUUACUUCUUGCUAGCCAUUUGCUUCCCGCAACUUUCAUGUCUUUUGUUUUGACCACUUCAGGAACAGUGAUUAACCUGAAGAGGAUAUUGUUAACAAAUGUUAUUGUAGAUAUCGUUGUACAGAAAAUAUGAGACGAUGGGAGAGUUCUGUUUCUAUCAAGCUUACACAAAUGGACCUGCUGUGAUACAGAAAAGGUGUUCAAUAAAUGUUUAUGCUACGUA
Molecule: messenger RNA, 2654 nt
Organism: Hypomesus transpacificus
Lineage: Eukaryota; Metazoa; Chordata; Actinopteri; Osmeriformes; Osmeridae
Gene: gne
Product: glucosamine (UDP-N-acetyl)-2-epimerase/N-acetylmannosamine kinase
Exons: 11
Coding region: 1-1302 (433 amino acids)
Molecular function (GO): N-acylmannosamine kinase activity; UDP-N-acetylglucosamine 2-epimerase activity
Source: RefSeq, a predicted model, not a curated record